AUGGCCCAAAGUGCUCCUUACAAAAUAUGUUUUGUACCCAAGAGCAGAGAAGAAGAGGAAGAAGAUUCAAAAAUCUACAAGAGAUACAGGGAGAUUAUUGCCAAACUUCCCACAACAGAAGGUUGGUCAGGUACACUCUACCAAUACCAAGGCUUUUGGUAUGAUUCGGAACUAACUAGUGGUGGACCAUUAGCAGUUCAAGAUCACUUCAAGCCAAAACCCAGUGAUAUUCUUAUUGCUAGCACCCCCAAGUGUGGCUCAACUUGGCUAAGAUCACUAGCCUUUGCUGUCAUGAAUCGCGAAUCUCAUCCUCCUUCAGAUCAGCAGCACCCUUUGCUCUUAUUCAACUCACACCAUCUAGUGCCAGUGAUAGAGGCAAGUCUAUAUAACGAUUAUGUCAAUGACAACCGAAUUCCUAACCUUGACAUUCUUCCAUCGCCUACUCUGUUCAGCACACACAUGCCUUACACAUCGCUACCGCAAUCUGUUACACAUUCAGAGACUACCCGGAUUGUUUAUAUUUGCAGGAACACCAAGGAUACUCUAGUAUCAUGGUGGCAUUUCGCGAACAAGUUCAGGUUGAAUAUUUCCUUGGAACCUCUGCAACUGGAAGAUGCAUUCGAGAUGUUUUGCAAAGGGAUGCUUUCAUGUUGCCCAUUUUGGGAUCAUGUGUUGGGUUAUUGGAAAGAAAGCUUAGCAAGGCCUCAAAAUGUAUUGUUCCUCAAGUAUGAAGAGAUGGUAGCUGAACCAGCUCUUCACUUGAAAUCAUUGGCAGAGUUUAUGGGAUACCCCUUCUCCUCAAUGGAAGAGAGAGAAGGGGUGAUUGAUCAAAUAAUAAAGCUCUGUAGUUUCCAGAAUUUAAGCAAUUUGCCAGUUAAUAAAACUGGAACAAGUUAUCCUGGUGUUUCAAACAGUUUCUUCUUCGGGCGAGGUAAAGUUGGAGACUCAGCAAAUUUCCUCACACCUGAGAUGAUUGAGCAACUUGACCACAUCACUGAGCAAAAAUUGCAUGGUUCAGGCUUAACACUCUAA
Telopea speciosissima is the source of this 1032-nucleotide messenger RNA. RefSeq names its product cytosolic sulfotransferase 5-like. Gene Ontology annotation, molecular function: sulfotransferase activity. Lineage: Eukaryota; Viridiplantae; Streptophyta; Magnoliopsida; Proteales; Proteaceae. The record is from RefSeq and is a predicted model, not a curated record. The coding region runs from base 1 to 1032 and encodes 343 amino acids. Gene Ontology annotation, biological process: sulfation. The transcript has a single exon. Gene Ontology annotation, cellular component: cytoplasm.